AUGAGUACAGCUUCAAUUGCCGAUCAGUGGUCACAUCGCCGCCUCGAUGUAAUUUGCCUGUAUAUUCUUGAAGACAUGGAACUCAAGCAGCUGAUCCGGGAGGUGAAAAUCGAACGAGAUGGGCGUGAGCUUACAUUGGAUGACUGGAAAAAAAUCCUGCUACCGUCAUGGGGUAUCUUCAAAAACAACUGCGCAACAGAGGCCAGCUUCAUUCUUGCAGAGAAGCGAAGAAUUGGAAGAGAAGAGCCCUGGGACUGCUUAGUUUUAGCAGGCGGAGUCCUUCUCAGUAUCCACGAUGUGAAGAGCUGCAGCAAACGAACUAAACGUGCCGCGCCCCAUACCACCCGUCCGCCUCGAAGACUUCUCACAUUUGUUCCUAUGCCAUUCAAUAUCGCCAGUCUCGAGGAAAUUGGAAUCUUCAGAGAUUUCCGACGUCUGCUCUGGUUUACGGGGGUUCACUUCGACAGUUGCUUCGACACUGGGACAUGGUCGAAAGACGAAAACGGACUCUACGGCAGAAGCGACGAGCUCCGGUCUGGGCUGACAAAGCUUAGCAAACUACACAACAUGCUAUGCGACGCCUUCAAGCACUUUAAGAGAGGCUCAGUUAGCACCGGAUUUGCCUUGACGCGUUCCGCCUUCCUGUUGAACGAGCUCAUCGUGCAGAUCUACCACCAUCGACAGUUUCCCGAUAUCCUGGCCCUCAUUCUCCUCGCCCAGAGACAGGGACAUGCAGAAAUCGGUAUGUCGCUGUGUAACAAUUUAUGCAAAUUGGCCGAAAAACUCUUACCCUCGAACGAUCCACGCGGACACAUCUUCCAGAUUCUGACGACGUUAAAGCUGGACUUAGCAGGUGAUCUCUACGUCGCCUUCGACACUUAUUGUCGACAUUUGUGGAUGUCAAGAGCAGGAACCAAUGAGAUCAAAGCGCACUACUCGUACAAUCAGGCCAGUUUUCCUCGGGCAGAUACAGGGCGAUUCUACGACCUGUAUGCGAGAAAGACGUUAGACGAACUUGAUCGCGUUUUGGAACAAGUCAACGAGGCAUUUGAUGAGUACAAUACAGCGCGCUUCGUUAUGUGGCACACUGCGAUCCGAUAUCUCUUAAAGGAAGCGAGACAUGCAGAUGCGGAAAAAUUCAGCCAAACACUAUGUUCCCGUCUGUGCAAGCCUGGCAUUAUGAAACACUGCAGCCAACAGCCGCAGAUGAAUGUGAACGUUUCUCUCAGCUUCUAUCUGUUUGGUGUGACACAGUUUGCACAGCUGAAAUAUCAAGACAGCAUGGAAAACUUCCAAAUGUGCAUCAACACUCGAAGGGUACUUGUGCAAGGGUAUAAUUGGGAUCCGACACUUGGGGCGGCACUGGAAAAAUUGGGUUUGGCGGCAGAAAGAAUGGGUCAUCCUGAGCUGGCGAAAAAAUCCUCGCAACAUCUUCAGGGAAUGUAUUCUGCUCUUGUUGAGAAGGAUAGAAUGGAACAAGCUCUUAAGUAGAUCCAUCAAGGUCUACUACUACCGUUCGGCCCUUCUUUCUAUGGAGUGCCGUUUUCUUUUCGAAUAAUUUGAAUGACGAAUAAAGAUCGCUCGAUUCCACUGUUCCUUACUCCCCGUAGAACGAAGAUUUGUACGUCCCUUAUGUUGAGAGUACUUCAUGGAGCAGCUGGAGAUCAUCCCAGGGGUUGGUACUGGUAGUAGCUGGAGAAUAUGUCGUCGGUCCUGCCUUCAUACCCUCAGGACCAGAAAGCCUGGAAACGGAUUCUUUAUAUUCU
This is a messenger RNA of Mytilinidion resinicola, 1766 nucleotides long. RefSeq lists its product as uncharacterized. Bases 1 to 1491 code for a protein of 496 amino acids. The transcript has 2 exons. NCBI's taxonomy places the organism in Eukaryota, Fungi, Ascomycota, Dothideomycetes, Mytilinidiales, Mytilinidiaceae. The record is from RefSeq and is a predicted model, not a curated record.